Hippocampus zosterae (dwarf seahorse) is the source of this 4172-nucleotide messenger RNA. RefSeq names its product calcium channel, voltage dependent, alpha2/delta subunit 3 (gene cacna2d3). The transcript is spliced from 39 exons. Gene Ontology annotation, molecular function: voltage-gated calcium channel activity. NCBI's taxonomy places the organism in Eukaryota, Metazoa, Chordata, Actinopteri, Syngnathiformes, Syngnathidae. The record is from RefSeq and is a predicted model, not a curated record. Gene Ontology annotation, cellular component: voltage-gated calcium channel complex. The coding region runs from base 102 to 3593 and encodes 1163 amino acids.
UCACAGAGGGAUAACGGCAGCCCAGGAAGAAGAAGACAACGGCUCACCGGGGUGCAGGUCCAGACCCCACCACCGUUCCGGGAUCACUUGUGUGGCCGAACAUGAUGCUUCUUCAGCCCACAUACAGCAUCGUCAGCCUGCCGCUGUGCAUGCUGGCGGGCUUCAGCGUGCUACUACUGGAGGUGGCGGCGUCCCAGCAGGGGAUCCCUCUGUCAGUCGUAAAACUGUGGGCAUCAGCUUUUGGUGGAGAGAUUAAAUCCAUUUCUGCCAAAUAUUCUGGAUCCCAGCUGCUGCAAAAGGAAUUGUGGGCGAUCACAGUGCCACGUCCUGGGAGCAACUCCAGUUCAGAGGCCACGUCUUCCUCGGCAAAAGGCAGUGGCAGGAUUAAUUCUCGAAUCUCUGCUGCAUGUCCCGGAGUGUGGGAGGAAGGCGGAACAAGCAGAGUGAAUCCACGGAGAUAUGGCGAAAGCAUACAAACGGCAUUUCGAAAACGACUCCAAGCACAAAACCAGGGACCACCUUGUCCUGAGAAGUACAAACCACCAGAAAAAUCAGUCAGAGUGGAAGAAAUCGAUGGUGUGAAGUUCGUGAAAAACCUAGCGGUGAAAAUGGAGGAAAUGUUCCGCAAAAAGGCAGAAGCCACCAGGAGGCUGGUGGAGGCUGCAGAAGAGGCACAUCAUCAACAUAAAGAUAAUCCAGAUCUGCAGUACGAGUACUUCAACGCCGUGUUGAUCAACGAAGUGGACGGCGAGGGCAACAACGUGGAGCUGGGCGGAGAGUUCCUCCUCGAGCCAAAUGACCACUUCAACAAUCUGUCAGUCAACCUCAGUCUCAGCGUCGUGCAGGUGCCCACCAACAUGUAUAACAAAGAUCCGGACAUAGUGAACGGGGUCUACUGGUCCGAAGCCCUGAACAAAGUGUUUGUGGACAAUUUUGAAAGAGAUCCCACUCUCAUCUGGCAGUACUUUGGUAGCGCAAAGGGUUUCUUCAGGCAAUACCCUGGGGUUAAGUGGCAUCCAGAUGAAAACGGGGUUAUAGGCUUUGACUGCCGGAACCGGAAGUGGUACAUCCAGGCUGCAACUUCACCCAAAGAUGUUGUCAUCUUAGUCGAUGUCAGUGGAAGCAUGAAAGGAUUGCGACUGACCAUCGCCAGACAAACGGUCUCCUCAAUUUUAGACACACUGGGAGAUGAUGACUUUUUUAACAUUAUUGCCUAUAAUCAGAACAUUCAUUACGUGGAGCCUUGUUUGAAUAGCACGCUGGUGCGGGCAGACAGAACCAAUAAAGAUCAUUUUCGUGAGCAUCUGGACAAGCUGUUUGCCAAAGGGAUUGGACUCCUGGGGCAAGCAUUGACUGAAGCGUUCACAAUCCUGAGUGAUUUCAAUCAGACUGGUCAUGGAAGUGUGUGCAACCAGGCCAUAAUGCUUGUGACGGACGGGGCAACUGAAAUGUAUGAUGAUGUUUUUGAGAAGUACAACUGGCCAGAAAGAAAGGUACGUAUAUUCCCCUACCUGAUUGGACGGGAGUCUGCCUUUGCCGAUAACCUGAAAUGGAUGGCAUGCGCCAACAAAGGAUAUUUCAGUCAGAUUUCCACGUUAGCAGAUGUUCAAGAGAACGUGAUGAGGUAUCUGCAUGUCAUGAGUCGCCCCAAGGUUAUCGACCACGAACAUGACACCGUGUGGACCGAGGCUUACGUGGACAGUGCACUUUCCCAGGCACACAAGUUCAAUGACAAAGCGGGCCCAAGUCUGAUGACAACAGUCGCCAUGCCUGUCUUCAGUACUAAGAAUGAGACGAAGAAUCAGGGUAUUCUGUUGGGGGUCGUCGGAACAGACAUCCCUCUGCAGGAGCUGAUGAAGCUCAUUCCCAAACAUAUGUUAGGGAUCCACGGGUAUGCGUUUGCCAUCACAAACAAUGGCUAUAUCCUGACGCAUCCGGACCUGAGGCCUUUGUAUCAGGAGGGCCAGAAGAGGAGAAAGCCCAACUACAGCAGCGUGGAUCUCUCUGAGGUGGAGUGGGAGGACAAAGACGACAUUCUACGCAACGCCAUGGUGAACAGGAGGACAGGGACCUUCUCCAUGGAAGUGAAGAAGACGGUUGAUAGAGGGCGGCGUGUAUUGAAGAUGCACAAUGACUAUUACUACACCGAUAUCAAAGGCACUCCAUUCAGUGUUGGAAUAGCCCUCUCGAGAGGCCACGGCAAGUUUUUCUUCAGAGGAAACGUAUCAGUUGAAAAAGGGCUCCGUGAUCUGGAACAGCCAGAUGUCGCCCUGGCAGAUGAAUGGACGUACUGCAACACCGAGGAACAGCACGAGCACCGUCAUCUGACUCAGAUUCAAGCUAUCAAGCUCUUCAUGACGGGUCGCAAGCCAAACCUCAAGUGUGACCGAGAGCUGAUCAAGGAAGUGUUAUUUGAUGCUGUUGUCACUGCUCCGCUCGAGGCCUACUGGACUGGACUGGCUCUCAACAAAUCAGAGAACUCGGACAAAGGAGUCGAGAUCGCCUUCCUGGGCACGCGCACUGGCCUGUCAAGAACUAACCUGUUUGUGGCUGCAGAUCAGCUCUCCAAUCGAGAUUUCCUAACAGCGGAGGACAAGGAGGGUGUGUUUAACGCAGAUCACUUUCCUCUAUGGUACAAGCGAGCGGCGGAGCAGAUCCCAGGCACAUUUGUUUACUCCAUCCCCUUCAGCACAGCUUUGGAGAAUAAAAGUGUUGUUUUGGCAAGCACAGCAAUUCAGCUCCUUGACGACAGAAAAUCACCAAUCGUCGCAGCUGUGGGGCUUCAGAUGAAGCUCAAGUUCUUUCAGAGGAAGUUUUGGACCGCCUGUAGACAGUGUACAGCUCUGGAUGGAAAAUGCAGCAUAAGCUGCGAAAGCGAGGACAUCAACUGCUACCUCAUUGACAACAAUGGCUUCAUUCUCGUCACGGAGGAGCAAUCACAGACAGGGCUGUUCUUUGGCGAGGUGGAAGGUGCCGUCAUGAACAAACUCCUCCAAAUGGGCUCGUUCAAAAGGAUCACCCUCUAUGACUACCAGGCCCUCUGCAGAGAGUACGCCGGAAGCAGCGACAGUGCCCGCACUUUGUCAGAUCCAUUCAGUGUUGUCAAGUGGCUCCUGACCGAACUUGUCAUUUUUCUGCUGGAAUUCAACCUGUACAGCUGGUGGAAUGUUGAUCUUUCAGUCAAAGCUCAGAGAUCUCGGGGUAAGGCCACGAUGGUGCCAUGCGACACAGAAUACCCCGCCUUUGUCUCAGAACGCACCAUUAAAGAGACCACCGGAAACGUGGAAUGUGAUGGCUGCGUCAGAUCCUUUGUCAUACAGCAGAUCCCCAGCAGCAAUCUCUUCAUGGUUGUCGUGGACAACACAUGCGACUGCAGCAAAACUCCACCAGUGACGAUGGAUCCCGUUGAGAUCAUGUAUAAUGAAUCGCUGAAGUGUGACAGACUGAAGUUUCAGAAAGACAGAAAGAAGCCGGAAUCAUGUCAUCCUUUCCACCCUGAGGAAAAUGCCAUGGAGUGCGGUUCGGCUUCACGUCUCUGCAGUCCUCUCUCGGCAGCUUUGCUCCUCUUCAUAGCGGCGAGUGUCAGCAGGUGACCAUCAGCAGCAGAAGUUUGCAGCAACCCCGAAAGAAUUUAACAACAAAAUACCUUAAAAAUAAAAACAUGUAGGAAACAAGGCCAAUCGCAAAUAAUUUCUUUGCAUUUCUGCAGGAAGCGCUUUCGUGAGAACAAAAUUGUAACUCACACUGAGACACGUCCAUUCAUGCAAGAAACUUGUAGGCGGUAUUUGGCAAGUACAGUAUUUCUAGAUUAUGCCACUAAGAGUUCACUAUGGUGAUACAAGUUAUUUGUGCAAUGGACAAAUUUGUCUUUGCUGUGACAACUUUUGCUGUAUGUAUUAAAGAAUGCAGAACAGAUCAGAAAGUAGUUUGGGCAACAGGUUGCUGAAACACUCUUAUCAUAUCUAUUUUUCCUCAUACGAUAUAUUUUACUUUUAUCCAUGUGGAACAUGUAAAAAUAUUAACAAGAAAUAAGAGCACUUUAACUUGCUUUAUUCUGCCAUUUGUCAUAGUCAGACACACUGCAGAUGCACGUUUUAACAGUGUGCUCAAAGAAUGUUAAAUGAAUAUCCGCAGUCUGAUUAAAACGAUCAUGAAUAAAGACAUUUUUUCUU